CUCAAAUAGUGCAAGGCCCAUUCACAGAACAUUUAGGGUUUCAGCCUCAUAUAUUACAAUCAGCUGUUUUUGGUGCGUAACUCUUAUCGGCACUUUGAAACCCUAACUCUCAGAGAAUUGAAGGUAUCGAGAGGAAAAGUUUCAAAAAAUGAGUAAGCUUCAAAGUGAAGCCCUUAGAGAGGCAAUUACUCAGAUCACUACGGAUGCAAAGGAAAAGAAACGUAACUUUACUGAAACCAUUGAGUUACAAAUUGGUUUGAAGAAUUACGAUCCACAAAAGGACAAACGUUUCAGUGGAACCGUGAAGUUGCCCCACAUUCCUCGCCCCAAGCUUAAAGUUUGCAUGCUUGGAGAUGCUCAACACGUUGAAGAGGCUCAAAAAAUUGGUCUUGAAUAUAUGGAUGUUGAGGGUUUAAAAAAGCUGAACAAGAACAAGAAAUUGGUGAAGAAACUUGCUAAGAAGCAUCAAGCUUUCUUGGCUUCUGAGUCUGUUAUCAAGCAGAUUCCUCGUUUGUUGGGCCCCGGUCUUAACAAAGCAGGUAAGUUCCCUACUCUUGUUUCCCACCAAGAAUCUCUCGAGGCAAAAGUCAACGAGACGAAAGCGACAGUCAAAUUCCAACUUAAGAAGGUGCUUUGCAUGGGAGUUGCUGUUGGAAACUGCAGCAUGGAAGAGAAGCAAAUCUUCCAAAAUGUUCAAAUGAGUGUCAAUUUCUUGGUUUCUUUACUUAAAAAGAACUGGCAAAACGUGCGGUGCUUGUACUUGAAGACAACAAUGGGAAAGCCGGUUCGCAUCUUUUAAGGAGUGGCUUUGGUUAUGUUUUUAUUUUGGGUUAAUGUUGAGGUCAGUACUGGAAAUUGUAUUUCCCAUGAAUGGGGAAUAAUCCUUUUUGGCUUUUUACAUGUUUGUUUGGUACUGUAUUUUUGGACCCUCUUCUUAUAUCAUUGUUUUGAUUUUGCCAGUCA
Messenger RNA from Helianthus annuus (common sunflower), 963 nucleotides. RefSeq names its product 60S ribosomal protein L10a-1. Gene Ontology annotation, biological process: translation. Bases 149 to 799 code for a protein of 216 amino acids. Gene Ontology annotation, molecular function: structural constituent of ribosome; RNA binding. NCBI's taxonomy places the organism in Eukaryota, Viridiplantae, Streptophyta, Magnoliopsida, Asterales, Asteraceae. The transcript has 6 exons. The record is from RefSeq and is a predicted model, not a curated record. Gene Ontology annotation, cellular component: large ribosomal subunit.